Messenger RNA from Rubroshorea leprosula, 1073 nucleotides. NCBI's taxonomy places the organism in Eukaryota, Viridiplantae, Streptophyta, Magnoliopsida, Malvales, Dipterocarpaceae. The record is from the annotation of a GenBank genome assembly.
AGAAGGUGAUUUCGUGAUUCCAGUCUAUGUUGCAGAGUGUCAAAAAUGUGAGAACUGUACAUCAGAAAAGACCAAUCUAUGCCUAACCUACCCACUGGACUUUAGUUGCCUAAUGCUUGAUGGCACCUCAAGAAUGUCUGUGAGAGGCCAGAGGUUAUACCAAAUGUUUUGCUGCUCAACAUGGUCUGAGUUCAUGGUUGUUAAUGUCAAUAAUGCUUUGAAGAUUGAUCCAGGAUUAGAUCUUGCACAUGCUAGCGUCCUUUCAUGUGGUUUCUCAACUGGAUUUGGGGCAGCUUGGAAGGAAGCUCAGGUUGAGAAGGGCUCAAGCGUGGCUAUUUUUGGCCUUGGUUCUGUUGGCUUGGGGGCAGUAGAGGGAGCUAGAAUGCUAGGGGCAGCGAAAAUAAUUGGCAUAGACAAAAACCCCUUAAAGAAGGAAAAGGGACAAACUUUUGGAAUGACUGAUUUCAUAAACCCAGAGGAAUCAAACGAACCAGUUUCUAAGUUGAUUAAAGACUUAACUGGUGGAAUGGGUGUUAGCUACAGCUUUGAGUGCACUGGAUCUACACCAUUAGUCAAUGAAGCAAUUGAAGCCACAAAGAUGGGAAUCGGAAAAACCAUAAUAAUUGGCACGGGAGAACAUCCUAACAUGCAGGUAAAUUUCCUUUCCCUUGUUUGUGGCAGAACUUUGAAGGGAUCUGUCUUUGGAGGGAUCAAAGCCAAAACCGACCUCCCAUUGGUGCUCAAAAAAUGCAAAAAUAAGGAAAUCAAACUUGACGGAAUUUUGACUCAUGAGGUUCAGCUUGGAGACAUAAACAGGGCAUUUGAGUUAUUGAAGCAACUGGAUUGUGUGAAGGUUCUUAUCAAAAUUUGAUGGAUAUGAGUCGCAACAAGAAAUAAAACGAUGAAAGAAGAUGAGUGGGGCCAAAAAAGUGCGACGAAAUCUUUAUAAUCCUAAAUAACAGUGCUCUAAAAUAAUAGUUGAAAAAUAGUGGCCCAAUAUGUACUCUUUGUUUGUCAUAAUGUUAAUUUUAUUUAGCAAGUACAUCUUGAUAACAUAAAUUUCGUAGAGGCUU